Messenger RNA from Mizuhopecten yessoensis (Yesso scallop), 2970 nucleotides. Its product is annotated as NEDD8-activating enzyme E1 regulatory subunit-like. The coding region runs from base 22 to 1677 and encodes 551 amino acids. NCBI's taxonomy places the organism in Eukaryota, Metazoa, Mollusca, Bivalvia, Pectinida, Pectinidae. Gene Ontology annotation, molecular function: ubiquitin activating enzyme activity; NEDD8 activating enzyme activity. The transcript has 19 exons. Gene Ontology annotation, cellular component: cytoplasm; nucleus. Gene Ontology annotation, biological process: protein ubiquitination; protein neddylation; ubiquitin-dependent protein catabolic process. The record is from RefSeq and is a predicted model, not a curated record.
UGUCUCCCUUAUUUUUCCAAAAUGGCGUCCACCGGUAAGGAUGGAAGUGAUAAAAACAACAAAUACGAUCGACAGCUCAGAUUGUGGGGUGAUCAUGGACAGGCUGCCCUCGAGUCGGCCAGGGUUUGUCUUGUCAAUGCUACAGCCACUGGUACAGAGAUCCUGAAGAACCUCAUCUUACCUGGUAUAGGUUCCUUUACAAUAGUUGAUGGUCACAAAGUCCAGGGGGAAGAUGUGGGCAACAACUUCUUCCUUACGAAAGAUUCGCUGGGCGAGUCACGGGCCAAGGUAGCUACAGAGCUGUUGGGCGAGCUGAAUCCUGAUGCUACAGGCGACUUUGUGGAAGACCAUCCAGAAAAGCUUCUUCAGUCCAAUCCAAGCUUCUUCAACACAUUUACCCUGGUGAUUGCUACAAACCUGUGUGAAAGGACUUUACUGCAACUGAGUAAACAGCUGUGGACCAACAACGUACCCCUGUUGGUGUGUCGCUGUUAUGGGUUUAUUGGCUACAUGAGACUGGCAGUGCGGGAACACACAGUGAUCGAGUCCCACCCUGAUAACACCCAUGAAGACCUGAGGUUAGACCGCCAGUUUGAUGGACUUGUUUCAUACUGUGAUUCACUGGACCUUGACUCGAUGAAUAAAAAGGACCACUCCCAUACACCAUGGCUGGUCAUCCUCUACAAGUACCUCCAGGUGUGGAAACAACAGCACAAUGGUGAAGCUCCAAAAAACUACAAGGAAAAGACACAGUUCAAAGAGCUUAUCAAGCAAGGUAUACGUAAGAAUGAAGAAGGAGUUCCCGAGGUAGAAGAAAAUUUUGAUGAGGCAGUAAAGAGCGUUAAUACAUCUCUUGUUGCCACUAACAUCCCAAGCAAUGUCAAGAGUCUGUUUGAGGAUCCCUGCUGCAAGCAGUUAAACUCUGAUAGCAAACCUUUUUGGAUCCUUGUGCGAGCAAUCCAACAGUUCGUGGAAGGGGAAGGCAAAGGGGCACUCCCAGUGCGAGGCACCAUUCCCGACAUGACGGCGGACUCGGAACGUUACAUCCAGCUCCAACAGGUUUAUAGAAACCAGGCGGCAGAGGACGUCGCCAUAGUUACCAACAAAGUGCACGACCUGGUGCAAUCUCUAGGACGGGGUGGGCCUACCAACAUCGCUCCACCACCGGAGUCACCAACUGAUCCAGGCAUUUCAGAACAAGAUAUCAAGUUGUUUUGUAAGAAUGCAGCCUUCCUGCGUGUGGUGCGAUGUCGCAGUCUAGAGGAGGAAUACAACAGCGCCACAGCACAGAGUCAGGAAAUAGAGUCGCACAUUGCUGACGAGGAUAGUGAUGACGAAGUGGUGUUUUAUGUCUUGCUGCGGGCAGUAGAUAAGUUUUACGAGGAGUUUAAUCGCUUCCCUGGCUGGUACAAUGACCAGGUGGAGCCUGACAUACCCAGACUCAAGGUCUCGCUGACAAAGGUUCUACAAGAAUGGGGCUUAUCUCCUACCAUCAAGGAUGAUUAUAUCCAUGAAAUAUGUCGCUAUGGUUCCGCUGAGCUGCACACAGUCGCUUCAUUCCUAGGGGGCGCUGCAUCACAGGAAGUCAUCAAGAUCAUCACCGGUCAGUUUGUUCCUAUUAACAAUACUUACAUUUACAAUGCAAUGAAGCAGACGUCGAUCACGGUACAGUUAUGAUUGACAGUGUCAUUAGCUGUACAAACACAUGAUCACUGACCAAGGAAGUGUCACACAGAUUGUUGUGUUACUAUAGGGAGAUUAUCCCAACAACUACCGUGGAAGUGUCACACUGCAGAUUGUUACCAUGGUGACCGCUCAAUGAUAAACCUUAAUGAUAUCCCACAGUGCAUCAUUUACCACGGAGAUUGUUCAACAUUUAAAAGUACCAGGGAAUGUUUUACUGAUUGUGUCUGUUACCAUGGAUAUUGUCAAAAGAACUUGAACUGUUUCCAUGGAAAUCACAACAAAGUGUGUCUGUUACUGUUGUUACUUGAAGUUUUAAAUAUUUCAUAACAUUAAGAAAUCAGUGGAAGGUGUCUGUACUGUGGAGGAUGUGUAGGAGAGGGUUGUGGUACAGGCUAUUUAUUGUAGAUAAACCUGUCAGACCUGGUACAAUAGUGCCUGUAUGUACAGAGCUAGCACAUGUAAAAAGCUCUGCACCCUUUGAUAUUACUACAGACUGUUAACUAUAGAAACCUUUCAGACCUGGUACAAUAGUGCCUGUAUGUACAGAGCUAGCACAUGUAAAAAGCUCUGCACCCUUUGAUAUUACUACAGACUGUUUACUGUAGAAACCUUUCAGACCUGGUACAAUAUUAAUACUGCCUGUAUGUACAGAGCUAGCGCAUGUAACAAGCUCAGCACCCUUUGUUAUUAUUAUAUUUGUCUAAAGGAACAUAACGGGAACAAAUGUCGAAAAAUAAACAUCAGAAACGAUUUCAUGGCACUUGUAGAUGCCAUGAAAAAUUCAAAUACAUAAAACAUCAAUAAACAAACCACUGAAAUGUCUAAUCUGCUAUCUCUACCUCUGUCCCAUUACACCAUUAUUCUAGGCCACUUUUUCACGUUUGUCAUCAGCCCAAUAAUCAUGUUUAGUAAAUGAGCUGGAUGUAAAUGCAAUGGUAAUUCAUCAUGAUGACUAGCUGUUCGACAAUAAACAUGUAUCAGAACUGUCAUAAGACAAGCAGUGCUAUUAUACAAACAUAUGGACUCUUAAUUUAUUCUUUCCUGUCGUUUACAAAUUGUAACAUUUUCGUUUGUGUGCCUUUUUUUACUUCUGAAGGAGUAGCUACACUAAAUUUCUUUACUCGUAGAAUAUUCAUUCUACAAUGUGAUGUUGACAGUUGUGGAUAUGAGACGGAUAAUAGAAUUAUAUCCGUGCUUUAAACAUCGUUGAUCUUCAACAAAAGAUUACAUGUACAUCAUAGAACACGCAAGCUUGUGAUUUUUUGAAAUAAAAAAAAUUGUCUC